AUGACGGCCAUCGCGACGGCCCCAGUCAUCGAGUCAGGAGCAGAUGCAGGAACCGAGCACAGUCCAUCCCGCUUUACUGCGGUCAAUGGUAAGGACUCGUCCGUCCCUACCAAGAUGAGGACUGCCAGUCCACCCAGGGAGAGAGCUCCCUCUGGACCAGAUGUCCAACAUAAACUUGAACCAGAAACCCCGGAGCGAGAGCACAGCGCCGAGGACCACGGGUCGCGAUCGUCAUCGCCGGAGGCAUCGGCCCAUGCACAUAAACGCAAAAGAUCCAACUCCUCUCCAGGGCAUGAGUCGCGGAAUCUAUCUGAACUGGGUGAGAUGGGUAAGAGCUCCACCGCUCACCCCACUGAGUUAGAUGCGCCCCUCAACUCCAACGGGGUGGGUUCGGAAUCGGUCUCGGACAUGGAAUCGACUCUCCAUGGGCCCAACCGAUCAGAUGCCCAUGAGUCUUCCCAGGUCUCCUCUAAUGGACCAUGGCCCGAAUACGAUACCCAGCUGGUGAGUCAAGCCCAACGGGCCCAGCAGAUUGAUGCCUCCGACGCUCAGCUGGUGGAUGCGCUUCAGCGCGAGGUACAUUCCCAGGACCCCAGUCACCGAAAUAUGAACGCAUCUCGGACCACUCCUGCUCCUACGGUGCAAUCUUCUUCGUCGCCGGCAUACUCCUCAGAGCGACCGAACGGGGCGGUGCAAGUGGCACCCAAGCGCAAGCGGGUCUUUAGUAACCGAACCAAGACCGGCUGCAUGACCUGUCGACGCAGGAAGAAGAAAUGUGAUGAGCAGCAUCCAGCUUGUAACAACUGCCUUCGUGGGGGCUUUCUUUGUGAAGGAUACUCGUCGCGCAAUACAUGGCAGAAGCCCUCGAGUUCAAAGACACCAGUACCCUUACAGUCAAAGGAAGGGUAUCCCGAAACCGGUGGCCAGUAUAUUGCAGAAACACAUCAUGAUCGGCAGUUGGCAGAGCACGUGGAUUCACGAAAGAUGAGACCAAUUGUGGUGGAAGAUGAGCGAACCGCUCCACAAUAUACUACCAGCCCCACCGAUACAGCUUCCAGUCAUCACCAAUCAUGGUCCAAACGAUCGUGGCCUAACUCUAACCACCCGGGGCCAACUUAUUCAGGAGAUCAUGCGACUAAAGGGGAUUAUCGAGAGAUCGCAUCCAUUCAUGACCUCCCUCGGGAUGCUCCACCUAAACAAGAUUAUCCUGCGGUGGCUCCGAUGCGAGAAAUCACACAUGGACCGCCCCCCAAGACGAAUAUGCCCCUACUAUUCCAGGGAGCCGCGGCUCCUCCGGUCCCCACCACGGCGAUGGAUACAAAUAGUCCUCAGGUACAGGCUCGAAUGGCCCUAAGCAUUGAAAAUCAAUUGUCUAGUCGUACGGCGGCGGGCAUCGACGAUACUGAGAUGGACAAGAUGAUUAAAGGUGACCUCUAUCGCCCAUUUGACGUACAACUUGUCGAAGAAAGAGACCGAUGUCGACGCGCACUUGCCCGAUUUAACAACGCCUGCAAUCCCCUCGGCGGGCUCAGUUCAAAGGAACAAACUCGCCUCUUUAAGGAGAUUCUAGCUACCCAGCCCACUUGCACCUUGAAGCCUUCGAGUUCUCCAACCAUGUCGAACCCGACAAUGCGUCGCCCUGCUCCCAGUCUUGGGUCAGGAGCAAUUGUGGAGUCGCCAUUCACCUGUCACUAUGGUCACUUCACUAUUGGAGAGGACGUCAUGAUCUCUCACGACUGUGUAUUUGUUGACGAUUGUUUUAUUUUUGUGGGCGCCCAUACUUGGGUGGGGUCCAACGUAACGAUACUUACCUCCAUGGCACAUUCCAGUAUGCAGGAGCGGAAAGGCACGCAAAGCCGACAUGAAGGUCGCCGAGUACGUAUCAUGGAGGACUGCUAUAUUGGGGCCGGGUCUACGAUCUAUCCUGGUGUGACACUUGGCCGGGGGGCCUAUAUUGCUCCCGGAGAAGUCGUUCGAAGUGAUGUGGUCCCUUAUGGCUUUCAAGGUUUCAAACCAAACUAUAUGUGA
Messenger RNA from Penicillium verhagenii, 2028 nucleotides. RefSeq lists its product as uncharacterized. Gene Ontology annotation, biological process: regulation of DNA-templated transcription. Lineage: Eukaryota; Fungi; Ascomycota; Eurotiomycetes; Eurotiales; Aspergillaceae. The transcript is spliced from 2 exons. Gene Ontology annotation, molecular function: zinc ion binding; acetyltransferase activity; DNA-binding transcription factor activity, RNA polymerase II-specific. The record is from RefSeq and is a predicted model, not a curated record. Bases 1 to 2028 code for a protein of 675 amino acids.